UAUGCUACAGUCAAAAAUGUAUAAAUAGUAUACUCAAACAAUGUACUUAGAUUAAACAAACCAUUUGGAUUAAAGGAUAUACUGUUUCAGUCAAAACUAUAUAAAUAGUACACAAAAACAAUGUAUUUAGAUUAAAUAAAUGCACUUGGAUCAAAGUAUAUAAUGCUUCUCUCAAAACCAUAUAAAUAGAAUAUCAAAACAAUGCAUUUGGAUUAAAGAACAUAUGCUACCAUCGAAACUGAAGACCACUAUACAUAUGAGACACAGUAAUGCAGACAAACUGGGACUGAUGGGGAACUGUUCCCUUAGACUACUAUUUACACUAUGGCUCUGGACAAUCCUGGCAGUUCAAGGUACCUAUGGGUCAAAUGUUAAUGGUCAAAAGGUCAAAUGUCCUAGAACCUCCAAGUCAAGCAAUGGAAUAUGUUACGCUAUGGUGACAUCACACUGUGCCAAUUACAGCACAGCGCACUUUGCUUGCAAUGGACUGAGGGGCGAUGGGAUAGAGAACCCUCAUCUGUCAUCUAUCUCUAACAACACUCUCGACUCGCUCCUAAUUCAGGAAUACAAUGGUGGCAAAAGAUUCUAUUCAUUUGAUGGCAAACUGGAGGAAGUUAGAGAUGAUACAGUGUUCUGGGUUGCUAGGAGAGAUGACAACAACAAUACAGGUUGCUAUGUGAUACAAGUCAACACAGGGAGUCUUAUUAAACAAGAAUGCAGCGAGGAAAACAACUUUAUUUGUGCAUUAGAAACUAGAGGACCAUGGAUGAACACAUUGUAUAUGGACCCAACCUUUGAACAUGAAUUCAUCUGCCCUGGUACACCUAAAUCAGCAUACAAGCUUACCAGAAUCUCCACACUGAAAUUCCACACAAGGGAACCUAUUCUUAUGAAAGAACCAGACUAUGAUGGGAAUCUAGAGACUGAGAACAGCACUGCAUUUAGUGGAAAUCUAGAAACUAAUUCAACAACAGUGACAUCGAAAGAAACAAAAGAGAUUUCUUCAACAGAAGCAACGCCAUCUAUAAUGAACCAUAAUACAGUACAAAACACUACAAUAUUAACCUUGAAAGACAACAGGACUCAAAAUAUAUCUGACCCCAAAGAGAACAACAUUAAUAAGAUGGAGAUCAUAGUCCUACAUCCAAUUAAAGGAAUUUUUGUCCAUAACACAGACUACCACAGAGCCAAACGGAGGCAUUAUGAGCCAACAGAGGCCAAGCAAGCAGCUUUUGUGGGUUUUCCACCAGUUUGUGCUAUGGUGAUAUUCCUGGUUGUUAUUGUGCUUCUUGAUCUUCCGAAAAUCAAGCAUGAUCUGAUAAAUGGGUCAAAAUAAGGGACAUGGGGUCUACAUUUUGACAUGGGAUAUAAUUAGUGGGUCAAAAUAAGGGACAUGGGGUCGACGUUUUGACACGGGAUAUCACUAGUGGGUCAAAAUAAGACUCAUGGGUAUAUCAUGUCUCAUACUUUGCUCCAUGCUUAGUAAAUGGUUAGUUUGCCAUAUAUUUGAAGAAAAGUACUUUUAUAUCAAUUCCAGUUAUGAGAGAUAUUCCAGUUGAUUGGUUAGUACUGAUACGUAGAAAAGAUGUAGAUUAAUAAUAUAGGCCUUAUAGAAAACCUAAUUUAAGGGCAUAGUCAAGAUGCAAAACUAUGCCCAUGGCAUCAAUAAUUGUGGAGAAAUAAUUUAAUAUUACAUAUCGAAAUGUUGUUUGCCUUUGUUCUAUUAUUUAUAUACAUGUACGGUAUGUCCAUAUUGAACAUCUUUAGUAUUCUAGUAUUCAUAUUGUUUAAAAUAGAUGGCAUGCUAGGGCAGUAGAAAUAAAGGAUUGGUUAGUUAAGCUAUUUAAUUGUUG
This is a messenger RNA of Owenia fusiformis, 1853 nucleotides long. The record is from the annotation of a GenBank genome assembly. NCBI's taxonomy places the organism in Eukaryota, Metazoa, Annelida, Polychaeta, Sabellida, Oweniidae.